AUAUUAUUGUUUAAUAUUGCAUUUGCCGCACACACACCCUAUGGACCGCAUCAAUAUCCAAGUACUGGUCAACUGUCAUAUAAUUUUCCGUUAGUGAAAGAUUUUAGCGGAGUAUUGACGCCAAACAACAUCCUCUCUAAGGCCACAAAAUAUUGCGAUAAUGGUAUAGUAGGUCCGACCUCUUUAGCCAUUCACAAGCAGUAUAUCUAUACGGGAACAGCUGGUGGUGGUGUCUAUCGGUGCGAUAUACGAACGGGAAACACGACCCGUAUUGUCAAAGUAGCCAAUGAUUUGUGUAAAACCAAAGCUUGGGACAUAUCAUUGUGUGGACGAGCUUUGGGCUUAAGGACUGAUAAGAAGGGAACGGUAUACUUUGUUGAUGCCUACUUAGGUCUACAUGAAGUAGUCUUUUAUGGCAAUAAAGUUCAGGUCAACCGUUUGCUUACGGUUGAAGAAACAGGAGGCAAAUAUAUGGCACACUUAGCUAUAGAUGAAGGAUCGGCUACUAAUGGAGGAAAUGUUUUCUAUAUAACAAUUGCCAGUACUAAACGAGAUUUAAAUCAAUGGCCAGUUAUGAUCUUAGAGCCGGAUAGGACGGGAAUAGUUAUUAAAUACGACUCCGACACUAAAAAAGUUGAAACAUUAAUGCAAGGACUUUGGUAUCCAAAAAGUGUUGAAAUAACUGAUGAUCGCAACGCACUUCUCGUCUCUGAGUUUAACGCAAAACGUAUUGUUAAACAUUAUAUUAAAGGCAAAGAUAAGGGAAAGACUGAGACUUGGGCUGAGAAUCUUCCCGGAGAAGCCCAACAUCUGAUGAGAAGCAGUGAAAAAAAUCACGAAACUUAUUGGUUGCCAAUUGUCAACGCAAGAAAUGUCAGUAAUCCUAAUCUCAUUGAUUGGAUGAGCGACAAACCAGCGCUAAGACAAGAGUUAUUAGAUAAAUACACUCAAAUGGGAUCAAGUAUUGAGGAUUUGGGCAAAAAAGAAAAAAAUGAAAAACUAGAAAAAUUGGGAUUCACUUUGAAAACGGGAUUACAAUUUUAUAUGCAAAAUGUUGCCAACAAUUAUGGACUUAUAUUGGAAAUGGAUGCAAACGGAAAAAUUUUGGGCUCAAUUCAUUCAAUUGAUGGCUCAAAUGGUUAUAUAUCUGAAGUAGUUGAGGGUCCCAGUGAUAACCCAUAUGAAAGAGUUUUAUACAUCGGUUCAUUUGGUUAUUCAUAUAUUUUGAAACUAACAAUACCUAACUUUUCCCAAAAUGUGGCCCAAUUUGAUGAUCAAAAUUUAGAUUUUUCAUACCGACAACCGUUAUCAUCGUUUAAUGACUUAAGGAUAUUUGGCACCCGACCUUUUUCCAGACAACCCAAUUAUGAUUAUGCCAUUCCCAGUAUAUAA
Molecule: messenger RNA, 1392 nt
Organism: Oppia nitens
Lineage: Eukaryota; Metazoa; Arthropoda; Arachnida; Sarcoptiformes; Oppiidae
Product: adipocyte plasma membrane-associated protein-like
Exons: 3
Biological process (GO): biosynthetic process
Molecular function (GO): strictosidine synthase activity
Source: RefSeq, a predicted model, not a curated record